AAAGGAAAAGAAAUGAAAAAAAACAAAGGAAGCACAAGCAAAAGCAAGGAAGGAAGAAGAACGACGUAAGACGCGAAAAGGAAAAGGAAGAAAGGAGAAACGGCAGAAAGACAAAGAAAGAACAAGAGGAAAGACAUUGAAAAAUGAAGAAAGGCAAGGGCAAGGAAGGAAAAAAUGGUACAACACCAAGAAAGGGUGCAAAUUAACGGAUAAGGAUAAGCAAAAGGAAAGGAUAAGGAAAACAUAAAGGGAAAGGAACAGCAAAGGGAAAGGAAAGGAAAAGGACAAAAGGACAGAAAAAGGAAGGAAUGAAAAAAGAAAGAAAAGCAAAGAUAAGAAAAUAAAGUAAAGAAAGGCGCGCAGACAGAAGGAAAUAAACAAACAAAAACAAUCAAACAAACACACAAAAGCACAAAACACAUACGAUCAGAAAAACCAGUAAGCCAACAAAACACAACAAACAUCACCAAACAAAUCAAAAAAAGCAACCAAGAAAACACCCAAACACCACAAACACAACAACUCCCACAACAAAACAACACAACAAAAAAGCAACAAACAACUACAACACAAAAACCAAACUGUGCAAACUGCACUCUGAACUGUGCAAUUUGCACUGUUCAAGUUUGAGCUCCAAAAACCAACUGUGCAAUUUGCACUCUGGAGAGUGCAAAUUGCACAGUUGUAGCCCGGACUAAAUGAUCAUUUACUCUCGGAGAAUUUAGUCAGGAUCCGGUCUAAAUGAUCGUUUACUCUUUAGUCCCCGGACUAAAUCCUUAGCGGAGUAAAUUUAGACUCAUUUGAUCUAUCAGGUGACGGAUCGUGACAGCCAGAAAGGGAUGAUCGGCUUUUGCUGAUUGGGAAGGGGCCCGACGGCCCGGCUGCUCGAACAAUCACACCUGCUGAAGCGGCGAAGUUGUUGCACGGCAGGAGCUCGCGAUAUCAGGAGGAAGACAGACGCACCGCAUGCGGAGACCCCAAGAUGUUACUUGACGCGACCCCCAGAAAGCUGGCUGAUGCGGCAGUGCACUGGGCAGCUCAACAACUCCUGGGGGAAAAUCUCCCCGACAAAGUGGGAGUCUGUCGACUCGCCUGGGAGGAAGAGACUGAAAGGGUCCUGAUGAAGUGGCUCCAAGACAAUCCCAAGCAGGGAUCAGCCGGCCUUGUGUGGGGAAAACAGAAGAACAAGAACAAAGGUCUCCCUCUCCAUGAGCAGGCAAUGAAAGCCAUGUGCUAUGUGCUGAUGCAUGCGGCGGGCACCGAGGAGUGCCCCAUCAGCGAAGAAGGUUGGGUGAAAUGGCAACAACUCGCCGCGCAUCAGUCCUGCAAAAGAUUCCAAAACUGGGUGCUGCUGGAAGCACUCGACCAGGACAAAAAGGACCGACUCGUUGCGAAGCAAGACACUGAUGGAGUCUGGUGGGUCGCGGCCUGGUCGGGCCACACGCAGGAGAGAGUUGUUGGCCCAGCCGCAGUGGUCCCAACCGAGGAACUCCCGGCCUUGCUGGCGCAUGGCAGCUACCGACGUCACACUGCGUCCAUUCAGAAGAAGGGGUUGGUGAGAGGCGACCGAGAUGUCCACUUCCACGACCCCGAGGAACACGCAGAGCGGUGGCGGGUCGACCUCGAAACACGGAUAGAUAUCGAUGUCAAGAAAGCCGUUGACCUUGGAUGCAAGUUCCGGAAGACCGGCAACAAGGUGUGGCUCUGUGAUUCGACAGUACCGCCAGCCGCAAUCAUUAGGAUCACCCCGUGGGACGGCUUACCUGAAGGCAGAAGCCUCGAGGACCGAGAAGAUGAGCAUGGCUCGGCAGCGAGCUCUGCCAAAGCACCGAUGUCAAGCGCUGCGCUGCCCAUCAGGCCCAAAGUGACAGGCAGAUGGGGUCCCAUGCCAGAAGAAGAGAAGAAACCCAUUACCGAAGAGAUCCUAGACGUCGCCAAAGGCCUCGGGAGCAACUUACCCGAGAACUUCGAAGAUGGCCUUGCUGUGGACCUCGCGACCCGAGGCGCGUUUCGCCGGGGAAGCAGAGGGAGAAAUGGAAGUUGAUUGGGGGGGCACUGACUCUGAGGGCUCAGCCCAAAGCCGAAACGACCGCAG
Durusdinium trenchii is the source of this 2095-nucleotide messenger RNA. The record is from the annotation of a GenBank genome assembly. Lineage: Eukaryota; Dinophyceae; Suessiales; Symbiodiniaceae.